UCUACCUACACAAUACUCUGUGGCAUCGGCAUCAUGUCAUGGCUGAAGAAGCUUGAUUUCUUUCCUUGCAAAAGUGAGCUUGGUUUUCUUUGAAAGUGAAGAUUACCUAGAAGACGGAAAUCAUUUGAGACAAAAUGAACGACGGCGAUUGGAUUUGCAGUGAUCCGAAUUGCGGGAACAUUAAUUUCGGGCGUCGUCUUUCUUGUUAUCGAUGUAAUAAGGAAAAGCCGGAAAGUACUAAACCUUUCAAGAAGAAACUUGGCACUGAGAUUGGCAAGUCUGCUGCCGAGAAAUCUCGUGGCCUCUUCAACGCAGAUGAUUGGCAAUGCAACAAAUGUGCUAACGUGAACUGGGCCCGCCGGCAAACAUGUAAUGUUUGUAACGCACCAAGAUUUGGCGAAGUUGAAGCAAGGACUGGAUAUGGGGGCGGAUACAAUGAGCGUGGAGUAGUAGAAUAUCGAAGGAGAGAAUCUUCCUCAGAUGAUGAAUAUGAUGAAUUUGGGAGGAUAAAACGCAAACGCAAAACAGAUUCAAAGGAUAAGGUUGGCAUCACUGAAGGAGCAGCAUUCAAUAAGUUGCCACCAACAAUGUUGCAGAUGGAUUCAAAAUUGGAACAUACCAUUCCUGAGCCUUCUUCAAAUUCAAAAUAUAAUAGAAAAGAGAUAGAGAAAACGAAGGGUAGUUUAAGUGAUGGUUCUGUGUGUGAACUCCCCCCUUUGUCUAAAGUGGCUUUCAGGAGAUAUCAGCUUCAAAAUCAAACAAGUUAUCAUAGGCAAGAUCACAUGCUUCCAGGUUAUAAAGCAAAUAACAUGCAAUGUCGUAAACGUUAUUCCAGUAUUGGUGAUAAGGAUCACACAGCAUCCUCAGGCUACGAGACUGCAUCAAAAAGAAGUAAGAGGGAUAGCAGUGGAUCUCCAGUCAAAGGAAUGAACCCUGUAAUGGAAAAUAGAGUAACAUCAACAAACAAUGAUAUUGUCUAUAAAUUCACAGGCCCUUCUCCAGCAGACAACUUUCAAGUAACUUACACACUUGAAGAAAGAGUGCGAGCUGCUGCAUUUGCUCUUGUUUAUAAUAAUUGUAAAAUCAGUACUGACAGGUUUGAAUCAAUGUUCGAUAAGCCUGCACCAGAUUUCAAAACAAUAUUUGCGUGGCGACAACGACUUUUAUCUACAGGUUGUUUGGUUGACAGUCACCUAGUGAUCAAUAAAGACACUGAAAAAUCGGCUCCUGUAAAUAACAAUGUUAGCACUAAGAAACCUGUAGUUAAUAAAUUAGCAAAUCCAGAUGAAAUUCCUAUUAUAUCUGAUAGUGAGGAUGAUUGUCCUAAACUCUCUCAAGUGCAGAGUAAAUUAUUACCAUCUUCAAGGCAAAGAAGUAUGAGUGCAGAAACAUUGUUAAUAGGUGCUUCUGAAGAGAAUAGGCUGGCUGGUAGUUCAGUAAGCACUGUUGAAGAACGAAGAUCACAAGCAAGAAGUCGAUCUGGGUCAACUCAUCAACGGACCCGAUCUAGUUCACGUGACAGUCAAGAUUCUAACUACCCGGAUACUGAUUUGGAGCAGUCAGACAAAAAGGGCACUGAUACAAAAACUAAUAAUACUAACAAAACUAAUAUACCAUCAAGAGUAUCUGACCAUGAUUCUGGCUCAGACUCUAUUUCAUAUCACAGUGAUGAGGAUAAUUUCUUGUCUAGGGUUUAUGGGGAAGGAAAAAAGAAACGUAAAGUUAAAAAGCGCCCUAUACCAACAGUAUCUGCUAAACCUGUAGGUUAUGGAACAGUAGAAGACAAUAAUAGUUUUUCAGGAUACAGUACAGUAAAGCCAACAGAUAAGUCGCCUUUAGCUACGGGGAAUAUUUACACUACUAACUUACGUAAUAUGAAUGUUAAAAAUGACGUAAAUGUUGACACUGAUGGAUGUUCAAGUGAAUAUGUACCUUCAAAAUUAGGCUCUAGUACUAAAAAUUAUGAAGAAUUUAAAAAUAAUGUAAGGAAGAAGGGAUAUUGGGCAAAAGGAAAUGGAAGAGCUUUAGGGAAAAUGGGUAAUAUGUCAAGACCAAUGUGCCAAACAUUUGGUAGAUUUUCAAAACAAAACUUUUCUACACCUACACAUGGAUACAUGUCUGUCCAAAAACCUGCUAUACUUCCACCGCAACCAUUGCCAACAGUCAACAAAAAUGAAGAUUUCACCGAAAAUAAUUUGGAUAGCUUUACACUACAAGAUCAGUAUUUGCCUUUUGAUAAAUCCUUACAGGAAAUCUCCACAGCUGUGCCUGAAGAAACAUCACGUAUUUUCGACGUGGUCCAAUCCAAUUCAUUCACCAAAAAUCGAAGCAUUUUAGAUAUUUUUAAUGACCAAAAUCAAGAAGAAAUGAGUCCAGAGAGAAAUGAUGAUUUAGAAAAAUAUACUAAUGCUCAAAAAGCUUUAGAAACUCAAUGGGAUGAUGAUGAUGAUGCUCUCUACAAAAACUCUGAUACAGAUAAUGAACAGACACAAAUUGAACAGCAAGUACAUCCACAACUAUCAAUGAAUAAGGCUGAAAGUCCUACAUCAAAUAUGUUAUAUGCUUCAGACAAUGAAACACAAGUACAAAGUUCACCUACCACCGCCCAUCACCUAAAUUUAACGCCACAGAUUAUUAACAACAAACAUGAUGCACUUGUAGGGCUUUUGAAGGGUAUACAAACUGUGAAAGAAAAGGAUACAGAAAUUAUUACCAUAUUACCAGUUGUUGAACAACACACCUUUGCACAAAACACAUUGAUUGAUCAAUUUCAUUCCCCACAGAAGUUCUGCAAAGUAAAAACCACACAACCAGAUCCAAUACCAUUGGAGAUUUCUAAUGAUAAAAUGAGCAUGUCUGAAGAGCAUGUAAACAAAGUUUCUCCAGAUGACACUUCAAAAGUGACAAAUAAGAAAAAAGUGCAUAUAUUGGAAUCCAUUACUAUUCAUCCUGGUAAUAAUUUUGAACAAAAUAAAUCACUCCAUUCAAAUGCUAACUCGGAACAGAAUAAAUUAUUUCUGCAUGACCAAAAUAACAUCAUGCAACAACAGGCGGUCUCAUCAAACCACAAUGAUAUUGUUAAGAUACCACAAGAAUCAGAACACAAAACAGAAGAAAUCCCUUUGCCAAUCACAACUGAGCAACCAAAACCUGUUCCUAAUAUAGAUUUCUCAAAUUUAUUGGUUGGCAUUAAUGCUAACACAAUCAUGUUGGCUCUCCAAAAUCUACAAAAUAUUAAUCAAGGGUCUUUAGUCCAACCUGUGAAAGAAACCAAUGAAACUAAUGAUAACAAUGUUGAUGAAUCGGAGCAUGUUGAGACUAUUAAUUUAACAAAUGAUGAGGAAUGGGAGAAAGAGUCCAAUGAUGAUGGUAUUGAAAGAGAAUUACAGAAAUUAGAUGGAAACACUGGUGACACUCCUUUUUUAAGUGAUAUUUUUGAUCCUGGACCAGUUGUCCCUCCAAAUAUGACCAAUAAGCUUAACAUAAAUCUCAAAAAUCCUGACAGUAAUAAAUCAGAAUCACUAAAUUUACAUUUACAUGAUAAUGCUCCAGUAAUUGGGAAUUUCAAAAGUUUUGCUUUACCAAAGCCAAUAUUACUUAAUAGGUUAAAAUUAGCAGUUAAACCCUCUGAUUGCACUAAAACGCGAUCUACGAAUGGGAUGAAGAAAAUUAAGAAAAAGAGCAAGUCAUCAACAUCCCAGAAUGAAGAAGGUGAAGAAGACGAGGAAGAAGAGUCAGGUGAUGAGGCAGACCUGGCAAAAUAUGACUUAUGGGGAAGUGAUACAGAGGGAAAUUCUUCUAAAGCAGAAAAUGCUGAUAAGUCCAAAGAGGGUGAGACUUCAAAAGAAGCACAAGAUAAAGAAGAUAAAAACGGGAAAUCUGCAUCCCCAGACACAAAAAGCAGCAAGAAGAAAAGGUCUCGGAGCUCAUCAUCUUCAUCGAGUUCAUCAUCAAGCUCCAGUUCUAGUCACAGUUCAACAAAUGCACCAAAAAACAAAUUCGAUGAUUUCAACCUAAACAGCGAAAGAGAAUCUUCGCCGAAAGGUCGCAAGUCUCGUUCGAGGUCGCCUCGGUCGAGGUCAGCGGGCGCGCCUAGUAGGCACAAAUCACGCGACAGCCGAUCUGCAGGCGAAUCCAGGGGACAUGAUAAGGAAUACACGCGGGAUAGGGAGAGACGUGACCGGUCCCGUGGAAACAGGGACGACCGCAAGGAACGCCGCUACAGUCGCGACGGAAAUCAUUAUAGUGCUAGAGGGAGACACCGCUAGACACAGUCUCCCUCCUUCUCAUUCUCCGGCUUAUGACCAAAACGACAGGACGCCGCUACAGACGCGACGGCAACCAUUAUAGUGCUAGAGGGAGACACCGCUAGACACACACUAUCUCCCUCAUUCUCCGGCCUAUGACCAAAACGACAGGACGACGGUAACUAUAGUGCUAGAGGAAGACACCGCUAGACACACACUUUCUCCCUCUCACUCUGCAAUCGGCUUAUGACCAACACGACAGAACGCCUCUACAGUCGCGACGGCCACUAUUAUAAUGCUAGAGGGUGACACCGCUAAAUACACCUUCUCCCUUUCACUCUCACUCUGCAACCGGCUUAUGACCAAAACCGGCUUACGACCAACACGACAGAACACCGCUACAGUCGUGACGGCAACUAUUAUAAUGCUAGAGGGAGACACCGCUAGAUACACCCUCUCUUCCUCUCACUCUCACCUUGCAAGGCUUAUGAUCAAAACGACAGGACGCCGCUACAGUCGCGACAGCCACUAUUAUAGUGCUAAAGGGAGACACUGCUAGAUACACACUCUCCCUCUCACUCUUACCCUGCAACCGGCUUAUAUCCAAAACGACAGAACGCCGUUACAGUAGUGACGGCAACUAUUAUAGUGCUAGAGGGAUGCACCGCUAGAUACACACUAUCUGUCAUUCUCACUACAACCGGCAUACGACCCAUACGCUGCUACAGUCGCGACGGCAACUAUGAUAGUGCUUAAAAGUGACUACUGGAUUCUCUGUCUCACUCACUCUGCAACCGAAGACCGAAUCGAUUUUUUUCAUUCCCCGACUGUACUUUAUUUUAGAAAGGCUACCUACCAUACUAUUUCAAAUACUAGCCAGUGCAAACAGGCGGAUGUACAGAUAAACCUGCCCAAAAUAUUAAAGGGAAUUGCUCUAUGCGGUGGUUGAAUCAAGAAUCUAUAUCUUACCAAAUGAUAAGUACGAAUUCACAUUCAAAUAUUCUGUACCCCUAGCACGAACCAAUAUCGAAUUCGUAUCGUUUGCGAGUCCGAAAUGUCAUUGUCAAAUGUGUACUGAUUUUUAGUUCUCGUUAUGUAAUUUGAUAUUGACAUUUCGGUUUGCAAACUAUUCGAAUUCGAUAAUGGUUCGUGCUAGGGGUACUGUUCUAUCGUCCGUUG
This is a messenger RNA of Chilo suppressalis (striped riceborer), 5426 nucleotides long. Lineage: Eukaryota; Metazoa; Arthropoda; Insecta; Lepidoptera; Crambidae. The record is from the annotation of a GenBank genome assembly.